Messenger RNA from Melampsora larici-populina 98AG31, 636 nucleotides. RefSeq lists its product as uncharacterized. Lineage: Eukaryota; Fungi; Basidiomycota; Pucciniomycetes; Pucciniales; Melampsoraceae. Gene Ontology annotation, cellular component: membrane. The coding region runs from base 1 to 636 and encodes 211 amino acids. The transcript is spliced from 4 exons. The record is from RefSeq and is a predicted model, not a curated record.
AUGCCUGGUGUUAAUCGUACUCAUGGGUUUUACGUUUUAGUCAUGGUCAUCGGAUGGGUAUUACCUCCAGUGGCUGUUUUACUCAGAUUCGGUUUUGGAUUUGACUUUUUUUUAAACAUCUUACUUACCAUUGCUGGUUACAUACCUGGUCAUGGUCACAACUUUUAUCUUCAAAACAUACGUAAUAAUACGAAUCGUAAACGAACACCAGCAUGGGCUACCAAAGCAGGUUUAAUCAAAGAUCCCGGAGUCAAACGAAAACAAAAAACCCAAUGGGCCAAUCGAUAUGACGAAAGAACGCCCACAAGAGCCGAUGGAUAUCAAGACGAAGAUCAACCCGUUCAUCAUUCUAAUUCAUCAUCAUCUCUUUCUAAUCAAACUCAAUCACUAGAAGCAAGAGAUUUAGAUCGAGAACCUUCUGGAUCUGGACAUCAUCAUUCACUUAGAAGAUCUUCGACUGACCUUGAACCUAGACGUCGUGUUUCUAGAGAAUCGUUUUAUUCUAAUUCAAAUAAUACAGAUGAUUUAACAAAUCGGAACCAUACAUCUCAUUCUAGUAGACCUUUACAUCGGUCUUUGAGUUCUAGAAUUAUGAGAGGACUAGGUGGAAACAAAUCGCCUAAGAAAGAUAGGUAA